Molecule: messenger RNA, 2301 nt
Organism: Drosophila innubila
Lineage: Eukaryota; Metazoa; Arthropoda; Insecta; Diptera; Drosophilidae
Product: tribbles
Exons: 2
Coding region: 463-2052 (529 amino acids)
Biological process (GO): protein phosphorylation; positive regulation of proteasomal ubiquitin-dependent protein catabolic process; regulation of MAP kinase activity
Cellular component (GO): nucleus
Molecular function (GO): ATP binding; protein kinase activity; mitogen-activated protein kinase kinase binding
Source: RefSeq, a predicted model, not a curated record
GAACGUUGAGAAUGGAACCAUUUACAUUUCGGAGAGCAAAGCAGACAGACGGGCGCGUUCGUUUCGUUUCGUGUGAACGAGUGAGUGAAUUGAAUAUCGUUCGAUUUGUUUUAAAAUCGACAAGAGCACCAACAAACGCGAAAUAAUAUUCGUUUAUUACAAAUAUUUCGCAAGAAAUCUGCUGUAUUGCGUCAACCAAGUGAAAUUAAAGUCAGCAUAAAAAAUUAAAAAUAAACACAAAACAAAUACAAAUACAAAUAAUAAACACGCACAUGCAUCGCUUAUAAACACACACACAUACAUACAAAUUAAAAAGACAAUGAAAAUGCCAAUCGUGAGCUAAAGUCAAAACAUCAGUUAUUAAGCAAGUAAAAGCAAAAACUGUGAUAAUUGUAAACUGGCAAGCAGUGCAUAAAUAACAUUUACAACAACAGGAAUAAUUAAUAAUAAUUACUAUACAAAAUGGAUAACAGUAGCAAUAACAGUGCGGUGGAAGGUAACAAAAUAGUCAACUAUGCGUCGACUCCUCUCUCCGCUCUCUCAACGGUCGCAACGGUCGCUGCAAGCAACAACAACAACAGCAACGCGUCGAACGUGAGUGCAGCUGCGAGAGAGCGAGAGCAACAACAACAGCGACUGACGCCCGCAUUGACUGUGUUUGCAUCAGCAACAACAACUUCCCCUACCUCCAGUCCGCUCUCUGCGCUGUCGACGCCGACGAAAGAGUUUCCGAAUGCACAAAUAUUGCGCAGCAUUCGGGAAAAACUCAGGCUGACACCCGGAGGCGUUUGUGAGCUGCAAGCUUUGAGCUUUGCCGAGCAGUCGAGCUUUACGAGCAGCAUUGGCAUUGGUGGCAUCGGGGGGUGCGGAGUGGGAGGGGAGCAGCCCGUUAAGGUGAUCAAGAACCGUUAUCUGAUCAGUGCCCAGCCUAGUCACAUCUCAGCCGCAGCAGCGGCCAAAACACCCGCCUCCUAUCGCCAUCUCAUCGAUUUGACGUCAUCGAAUCUGCAGUGCGUCGAUGUCUACACCGGUGAGCAGUUCCUCUGCAAGAUCAUUAACGAGCCGCUGCACAAGGUGCAACGCGCCUACUUCCAGCUGCAGCAGGACGAGCAACUCUGCCGCAGCACCAUCUACGGCCACACGCUGAUCCGCGGAGUGCACGAUCUCGUGCCCCUCUCCAAGAACCGCACCUACAUCAUCAUUGCUCCUGUCCAGCAACAACAACAACAACAGCGCGUCUAUGAGAACCUGCACACAUACAUACGACACGAGAAGCGACUGUGCGAAUCCGAGGCGCGCGCCAUUUUCCAUCAGAUCUGCCAGACGGUGCAAGUGUGCCAUCGCAACGGGAUCAUACUUCGGGACCUCAAGCUCAAACGCUUCUAUUUCAUCGACGAAGCGAGAACUAAACUGCAAUAUGAAUCGUUGGAGGGCUCCAUGAUACUCGACGGCGAUGAUGAUACGCUGAGCGACAAGAUCGGCUGUCCACUGUACACCGCACCAGAGUUACUCUGCCCUCAGCCGACAUAUCAGGGGAAGCCAGCGGACAUGUGGUCAUUGGGAGUCAUACUGUACACAAUGCUCGUGGGACAGUAUCCGUUCUAUGAAAAGGCCAACUGUAACCUGAUCACAGUGAUCCGGCAUGGCAAUGUCCAAAUACCCAUGUCACUGUCAAAGUCGGUGCGAUGGCUGAUGCUCUCGUUGCUGCGCAAGAACUACACGGAACGGAUGACAGCCUCACAUAUAUUCCUAACGCCCUGGCUGAGGGAACAGCGACCGUUCCACUUGUACCUGCCUGUCGACGUGCAAAUUGCAGACGACUGGGACACGGAGAAUGAUCAGGACGAGCUCGAGUGCAUGGAGGAGGGAGACGUGAGUGAUGUGAGUGUGUGUGCCUUGAGCGGGGAUAAGCACGAACACGGAUACGAGGAUAUUGGCGUAGAGCCACUCGACUACACACACACCACCCUGCAAAUGGCCCAAAGCUCCAGCAGCUCUAGCUCCUCUCUAUCGACAGAGACUGAGGUGGACGCAGACGAGGAUAUGGGUUGACCAACGUCUUACACUGAGCCGGAUAAAAUGCCACUUAAAGCUCGUUAACUUGGUCCGUUAAAUCGCAUCAGGAUUCGAUGCUCGACUGAUUGAUUGCCGAGGCUAUGGCAGCCGCGCUCUCCACGUCCUCCUCUCAGCCCACUAGAAGAGGUGACCAAACCCAACACUCGCACACUAAAAGACUUUGAAGCCUCGCUCACUUACAAGUAUAAAAAAAACAACACAAACUACAAAUAAUAAUAAACAAAA